UAGUAUAACGUGUCGUAAAAAGUUACUAUCAAUUAUGCCAGUUUUUCAGGAAUCGUGUGCAGAGCAAAUACAAGCACAAACGAUCAUUAUAAUUCAUCCUGGAUCCAUGUAUCUUAGGAUGGGACGAGCAUCUGAUUUAAAUCCUUGCACAAUAUUAAAUGCUGUUGCGAGGAAACGUUUACAAGGAGGAUUAGAAUAUAAAGACAGUUUACUACCAUCAGCUAUACCACGAACAAAAGAAUUGACACAAGCAAUGGAAGAAUCUCGUCUACAAGUGUCACAUACAUUACAAUCUUGUCUUCAGUCUGAUGGGAGAAGAAGAUAUGCAACACCACCUCAGCAAAUAGCUGCCUUUAAUCGUAGAUCAAAUCCAGAAAUAUCGUCUCCAUGCAGUGUUGAAUGGAUAAAAACAGAUAAAGAUGUUGUAGUUGGAGAUGAUGUGUUAUCAUUAAAUCCAGAUGAUAAUUUUAAUGUUCAUUUCCCAUAUAGGAGAGGAGAGCUUAAUAUUCAUACUGGCCCUGGUGGUAGUCUAAGAUCUGUUAUGGCUGAUUUAAAAACAAUUUGGGAAUAUGUGCUUACAGACAAAAUGGACAUUCCAUUAAGAGAUUUAAAACAUUAUCGAGCUGUCCUUAUAAUUCCUGAUAUUUAUAACAGGCAAUAUUUAAAAGAAUUAACAACUCUAAUGCUUUGUGAUAUUGGAUUUGGGGCAUGUUUUCUAUUACAAGAUCAUGUAGCGGCUACCUUUGGCGCAGGUCUUGGAUAUGCGUGCGUGGUCGACGUUGGAGAUCAAAAAACAUCGGUUUCUUGCGUAGAAGACGGAAUUUCUCACAGAAAUACAAGAGUACGAAUGGAUUAUGGUGGAGGAGAUAUCACACAAACGUUCUUUUGGUUACUUCAGAAAUGCGCCUUUCCUUACAAGACAUGCGAUCCAGCUAAUAAAUUGGAUGCGUUACUCUUGAGUCAAUUGAAAAAAGAUUUUUGUCACGUUGAUUUGAAUGUAUGUGGAUCUCAGGAAAAGACUUUUAUAGUUCGUAAACCGAAACAACAGACCGAGAAAUAUACUCUUCAAGUUGGUGAUGAAUGUUUGGUUGCACCUCUGAGUUUAUUUCAACCUGAAUUAUUUAAGGUUACUGGAACGCAUAGUGUGCAUAUACAAAAAAGAUCAAUGGGAGAUCCAGAAGAUCCGCAUGAUGAAAAUUACCUACGAGAAACGAGUAGAAGAGGCAUGAAAGAAAAUCUUGAACAAACAUCUGAAAUGCAAGAAGAAGCAACUGUACCAACUGUAGCAGGGGAAGAAGAAGUAGUUGUGGAUGCCGUAGAUACGGCACCGAUUACUUUAUCGAAUCGUGAUCUAGAUGCUCCACGUGAUUUUGUAGUAGGUCCUCAACAACUAUUGGGUCUCGAUCAUGCUGUACUUCAAAGUAUCGAUCGCUGUCCUACAGAAGAUCUAAAAAGGAAAAUGUAUAGUUGUGUGCUAGUUGUUGGUUCAGGUAUGAAAUUUCAAGGCAUAGGCAUGUGGUUACACAAUCGGAUCUCUCUUCAAAUUCCCUAUAUGUAUAGAGCAGAACAAUUGGAUAUUAUAACACAACCAAAAGAAAUGGACCCAGGUAUGACUACAUGGAAAGGGGCUGCGAUUUUAAGCUGUUUAGAAUCUGCUCAAGAAUUGUGGAUAGGUCGACAAGAAUGGGAACGUACAGGUGUUAGAGUAUUGAGAGAAAGAGCACCUUUUAUGUGGUAAA
Molecule: messenger RNA, 1739 nt
Organism: Eufriesea mexicana
Lineage: Eukaryota; Metazoa; Arthropoda; Insecta; Hymenoptera; Apidae
Gene: Arp8
Product: Actin-related protein 8
Exons: 7
Coding region: 35-1738 (567 amino acids)
Source: RefSeq, a predicted model, not a curated record